Molecule: messenger RNA, 429 nt
Organism: Aureobasidium vineae
Lineage: Eukaryota; Fungi; Ascomycota; Dothideomycetes; Dothideales; Saccotheciaceae
Source: the annotation of a GenBank genome assembly
AUGCCUCGCUCCAUGGCCCCUCCCCCGUCCGGUGAAUUUUUGGUCCGCCUCCAAUCACCUUUCAACGGCACUGCCACCAAAACUAUCGAUAUCACUGGCGAGCCCAACCGUUCUGCCAACAUCAAGCAGACUCACCACCAUGGAAACACCAUUGAGGAGAAGUUCAAUUCANGUGACGACGUCCAAGAAUUGAUGCGCCUCAUCUCUCAGCUCCGCGGUUUCCCUUCGCACGAGACCAAGGACGUCUACGGCCUUGACCAGGUCCUUGAGCUCCACACCCUCGAGAUCAACUGGUGUAACCAGGAGAGCGACCCUGCCGCCAACGAGAUCGCAGACAUUCCCUCCGAGACCAAGCAGACCUUCAAGGACGUCGUCGACAGCAUCUCUGCUGCUGCUCGUCAGUUCGCCAAGGCUGACAACCCUCUUUAA